This is a messenger RNA of Macrobrachium nipponense, 1621 nucleotides long. RefSeq names its product tektin-4-like. NCBI's taxonomy places the organism in Eukaryota, Metazoa, Arthropoda, Malacostraca, Decapoda, Palaemonidae. Gene Ontology annotation, cellular component: nucleus; microtubule cytoskeleton. Bases 223 to 1401 code for a protein of 392 amino acids. The transcript has 9 exons. Gene Ontology annotation, biological process: cilium movement involved in cell motility; cilium assembly. The record is from RefSeq and is a predicted model, not a curated record.
AGUGCCACUUUGCAGGACUCCAAGAGACCGCCACAAGAGCUUGCUGCCCCUAGGCACGCCGUUACUUUCAGGGGAUUGGUGGCGGAAGAAGAACAUAAAGAUGUGAAGAAAGGAACGCCUCCCUACGUCGGCGUCGAUGUGACCGGUCAUCGGGAAAGACUGGUGAGGGCUCCAUCACCAUUGCGACUGGUAGACGAGGCUCGGGCCGGAGAUUUCACCCCCAUGCAAUGGACGAACCAUCACGUAGAUCGACAUCGCUACGCCAAUCAACUCAUGCAGGACUCUGAUGCACUCCGAACGAAGAGCAGGCAAACGGAGAGCUACACAGACGAACGAACGCACAACGCCCAGGAUUCCGUGACAAACGGACUGGACAGUCGCAUCUCGUCUACCAUCGAAGUCCGGGAACACCUUCACCACGCCAUCAGCAAUACCAUUGACGAACUUGCUUUGCAAGAUACAAUGAAAACCAGGUUGCAGGUGGCUCUCUUCACUCUCGAAUUGCCGGAGAGGAACAAUGAGGAAUGCAUCCACAUCAGAAGGUUUAGACUUGGGGUGGACCGUACCUAUGAUCCUGUCACUUAUGCCCUGAAUAAGGAAAACGAAACACUGCAUACUGGUCGUUCGCUGCUGACCCAAACACUCAAAGACACGGAAGCGCAGAUCGCUCGUCUGCUGGAAGUGAAGCGGCUCCUGGAACACGACUGGUCCGACAAGCAAGAGGCCUUCCAACUCGAUCACUCGGCAGCUAAACUCGUCAUUGAAUCCGUCAAAGCUCAGUACAAGCCUGUCUCAGCAGCUCUCCACGAAGGAGCCACAGUACCGGAUUCGUGGAACCAGAGAAGUAAACUACACCAAGAUGUUUGUAAAAGAGAGAUUAUUUCCGGUACUCAGUUAAGAGGAGCUGCUGAUCAGGCCCUCCGAGAGGUAGCGAGGGACGUGGAGGCCACGGGAGAGGCCACAGACGUCGCUCUCAAUGCGAGGAUCAUGGAGCUAGAGGAUGCAAAGGCGAAACUCAUCACAAAAGAUUCCAUGCUCAGGAAAGAAAUUGCAGAGGAGGAGAACAGCAUUGCCUCAUUACGGCAAGCAUUGCAAGACAAGGAAUCUCCGUUGCAAGUUGCACAAAGCAGACACUGGACUCGAUCUUUCAGACCAGGGGCCGACAGGUGUUUGGAUCACCCUCAUUACAGGUUGAAGGAUGAACUCGACGAGCUUCCCCGAAAUAUCGAGACCUUGCGAGAACGCCUGAAGAACAGCGAGGACACUCUCGAGGAGCUCCAUCGCCUUCACGAGGAUUUCUCCAAGGAUAUCCUAAACCGAGAGCACACGAUUAGCCUGGAGAGGCGGUGUGUCACCGUCAGGAGCCUGAAACCAACUCAGGAGAAAUUGCAAGGUCUCUGAGGAUCUUCAGAAGCCUGUGUGUGUGUGUAUAAAAGUCGGCAGGCAUCAGUGGGUACAAAGUUACAGAAGAAAGUUUAUGGUGAAUAUCUUCAGCUUAAAAUAGAAUGUACUGGAACUAGCCUUUUGCCUCUUGUAUGUCAGCCAUGAGACCCAUGUAUUCCUGAUGCAAAUUAAUGGUCUCAUUUUGUACAUUUUUAAACUAACCAAAUGUUCCUUUUAA